AUGGGAAUCUACAUCAUCCUUCUGCUUUGUGUGAUUGGACCAGUCCUGAAUGUACCUUUACCUCCAAAUUUACAGGUAAGAUAGCGAAACGAUAAAGUAAGGAACAUUUUGUGAGUUAAUCAUUUAGAUUGCUGACACUAAUUUCAUGAUUGGACGCAAACAUUCCAACUUCAUUUAUUGGGGAUAUUCCUACCCUUGUAAUAAAGUGAUGUGAUACGGUAAAACAUGCUGAGAUUUAUUUUAAUUGAAAGUUCACAAACUCUGUUUCUUUAUUUAACAGAUUAUGUUUCCUAAUCUUAAAACGCUUGGUAAGUUAUCUGAUUUAUAGCUUUAUAAUUCAUAUAUUAAUCUGUCUGUCGUGAUGGAUCCGGGGUGAGCAACAGGGCAUACACACACUGACCCCUCUACACACAGUGCUCUCACUGCCCCCCAUACACACACUACACCCCAUACAUACACUGCUCCUCUCACACACGCACUGCCUCCCGUACACACACACUGCAACCCUCACACACUGCCUCCCAUACACACACACACACACACACACACUGCAACCCUCACACACACUGCCUCCCGUACACACACACACACUACAACCCUCACACACACUGCCUCCCGUACACACACAGCAGCCCUCAUACACACUGCCACCCUUCCACACCCUGCACCCAUCACACAUACACCCUGCCCACUCACACAACGCACCCCUCACAUGCAUACACACACACAUACUAUAGGCCCUAUCCCCUACUACAGCCCUUACCCCAUUGCCCCAGAUAAAUUGUUCAAACUGUUCUUAAACAGUUUGGCUGCUUACUCUGGGAGGGCGCCACUGCACUCAUGGCAUAAAAACCACUACAGAGACCUGUAGUGGUUAUUGUGCCUGGAUUGUUUCUUCAAAUAAUCUAUGAGUGCCCUUCCCGAAAUUAGGCUCUGGAUCCACCCCUGUCUAUCUGUCUGCCUAUCGUCUGUCUGUCUGUCUAUCUGUCUAUCUACCCAUCUAUCUUAAAUCUAUUUAUCUGUUCAUCCCUACAUCCAUCUAUCUGUCAGUCCUUCUAUCAUUGCAUUUAUUUUACAUCCAUAUUUAAAUUAUACAUCAGAUUAUUUUUUCUCCAGUUUAGUUUGGGGCUUCAGAUAGAUGACAUUUUAUUCUAGUCUUGAGACAUUUUUAUUAAUAUUUUUCAUUAAUAUAUUUUUCUGAUUCUUAUUGAAUAUUUGCUCUUUUUAUUUCCAGACAAUAAAGACAGAAACACACAGGACACCAUACUGGGUGAAUUAGCAAACAAUCCAGGUUAGUAAAUCAGUAAAGACAAGUAAAAAUUACAAACAAAACAAUUUAGGAUGAAAAAGGUAAAAUAGUUUUCAUUAAACGUGUCCCCUGCUGUUGCUGUUGGUUAAGUAAAACCCAAUCUGAAAUUAUAUACGUUUUUAAAACAGAAAUAGAAAAAUCUACUCAAUACCAAAGCAAUUACAUUUAAUUGAGCAGGUAGGCUGCACAAUGUACAAGGCAUAGGUGGUAUAAUCCCCACCUAGGAUUCUUUUAGGGAGUAGUCCUCUCUGGAACUGUAAAAACGGAUGCCAGGUAGAGAAUAAAAUAAAAUAAAAAAAUAUUAACAAAUAAAAUAGGAAAAUGACACACUCACAAUUGAAAGUAGCCAAAAUAUAAUUUUUUUUAAUGUUUAGAGAUUCAGUAUCUCUUUUUACUAAACGUCCAUAGCAACCUCCUUAUCCAGCUCCCCUCUCCCUUGUACUGCUGCUGAUCACGGCUUCUCUAUCUGUAAUUGGUUAUGAAAGGAUCAAGGGUGAGCGGAACCAGAACAGAACCCGAGGUACAGUAUUAUCCACUUUCGGCCCAUACCACCUAUUCUGACAAUUACCAAUUCAAGUACAUGCGUUUGUGCAAAUCAUAUUUCCAGGUGACUUUCUUGUGAUGUGAACGGAUGUGGCUGACAUCCACUGAAACAUAGAGAUAUGGAUUUUAAUGACUUCUUCACUGAGAGCAUUUCAGUCUGAUCUUCAUUAAACUUGCUAUUACAGCACAAACUGUAUCCUGAUGGAUUCAAAUAUAACUGGGUUUCUGUUUGAUGCAUAGAAAUAUCUAUGUUGGUUUACAAAAAAGAUAAUAAAUACAUAAGCAAAAUAAGUUCUCUUAACACCCAGCUCUUCUGAAACAAUCUGCCAAAAAUUUGUAAAUUUCCUAAUUUAUACUCCGAAAAUUAGUUUAACCUCCUAAAUUUUGAGUAAGAUUCUAAAUUUUGAAAGAUUGGUAAUUGUUUUCUGUGGCAAAAGUUGUAAUUGUAUUAAAUUAAAAACAUUAAAAAAAUCUGCAAAAAUUCACAGCAGAUUAAAUUGAUAUUUAUUAAUAUAUCAAUGUAACUCUAUUGAAAUCUUUUUAUCUUGCUUGGAAGGAUAGAUAUACUGAGAUUUAAUAAAACCAUGUGGAUAGUUACAGACUAAAUACACGUAGCCUAUAUUGUAAUUGGAAAUACAAUGAAUGGCAUAUUACGUGUUUACACCUCACUCUCCAUUGCAGACAGCAAAAUUCCGACGAUUGAGGGGGACAUUCUCAUUCAUCCCAGUGGUCGUAGUGCCAUAAACUGUGCAAGCUGUCUUUGGCCCAAAUCUGCAAAUGGGACUGUUAUAGUGCCAUAUACCCUCUCUUCCAGUUACAGUGAGUAGCUCUACUAUACCAUUCUUAGAGAGCUGGUUUAUUUAAAAAAAUGUUCCAAAAUUCUUUCUAAUUCCACCCCUAGGCACUCAGCAAGUCAGCUUGUUUAACAGUUCCAUGCAGGAGUUCUACACCUUGACUUGUAUACGAUUUGUACCACGGAAAAAAGAGAAAGAUUUUCUGAAAAUUGUGUCCACAGGAGGGUACGUUUUACAAUUGAGCUUUGCGCUAAACUUAUGUGAAUAUACGAUAAUUUUUUUUAUAUCUAAUUUUGUUGUUCUAAUGAUAUGCAGUAUUGUAUAAAACAAAACAUUUUCAAUAGGUUGAUGUCAUUUAAUGAUAUUGUAACGGAUCACCUGUACUCCAACCGAGUACCUUCCAUUGAUGGACGCUUCCUAGCUUGCGCCGAGGACCACAAGCACCGCACCGGACACCACAACCACCACAGACUCCACAAGCGCCAUAGCUUAACUGUAGUCUCGCCGUCUUCCUUCCACCCUGGAUCAGCUUCUGUCCUCCAGGACCGUGUGGAAGAGACCUCUCCUCCAGUAGAGCGUAUUAGGAACAGUUUUUAAAAGACCUAAGUGAUUAGAGCUCAAGAGAGUAUACAAAGUAUAGCAAUCUCCAGUGUGAUUAUUAUUCCCCUCCAAUCACGAGACAAGACUACAUGUUGAGGGUCAAACAGGAACAGAAUGCACUGAGGCUUUAUUGCUUCUUUUAUAAACAUUUCCCCACAAGGUUACCACCCACGUGGACCUUGUUGGGCACUGAAAACACAAACGUAACAACCAAUCAUAUACAGACACACAGUUAAACACUCCCAUUCAUUACAGUAAAUUCCUCCCCUUUGCUUAGGAGAUAAUUGGGCUAAUUACUGUAUCAGCUCAAUUACCUCCAAGUGAAAAAUACACUUUUUACACAAUUUCUAUAACGUAAAAAUUAUACAUCACAUUCACAUAAAACUUACAUUUUCUGAACCAGCAUACUUAGGGAACAAACAUAUCCAAAAAUCAUGCAAAUCCGUUUAGCUGUUCGGGAGUUAGCUGGAAGUCUCAUUUGACCGACCGCAGUAUGGCUUUCCUGCCAAAAACAGUUUCAUAAAUUUUGGCUGUGCGGUCGGUCCAUUCACUACAGUUCAAAUACCGUUCGAAUGCACGAACGGUGCCAUUCGUACAAAUCUGCAAUGUUACUGUGGCGUUCGUAUUGUCUCCAUUCAAAGUGAGAGAGUUCCAAAGAAGGUAAAACUUCAGCAGUGUUCGUGCCGUCGAGUAUCCGAUUUUAGUUCCAUGAACUCGACGGCAAAACACUGCUAACCGCGUUCGGCUAAAUUAAAAUGGCCGCCGCCACGUGUUCUUUUGUCGAAUGGUGGACACUUCGACUACUUCGGCACUUCGGCUGCAUCCAAAGUGCCACUUUGAAAGUGCAGAUCCUUUCCCACAGUAUUUAAAGGGCCAGAAACAGUCUUUUAAAUGCCAAUACGCCCACAUAGUGUUUUUAACUGGCAAUAUCUCCCAGAGGCCAUAGUCACAAGGCAAGAGGCUGGCAAGCAGGCCUCUCCAAAAACAAGUGGUGAAGGGCACUUUGUCACAGAUAUAUUAAAAACAUUAUUGGACUUGAAGAUUAAUUUCAAGCUGAACUGCAAUUAAGUCAAAGUUGGUCGGAUCGGGUGAUCAGUUGAAUUCCUCAACACCAAGCCAAAAUGUAGCUGAAUCACGGACCAUUUAAACUACACAAUGCUGAACAUGUUCAAUUCAGUGUCAAGAUUUUGAAUUCCACCUGUGGCACCAAAAAAAAAAAAGAAAAAUGAUUGAUGGGAAAAAAAGAUUGUCAAGUUUAAUGGGUUCUUUGACUGUGGUCUUCUACGGUUGGCCAACCAUCUUUUUUAACCUGAAGAACUAAACAAUUUAUGGACAAAUCCUUCGUACAGCCAGAUGAGAUGAAUAAUCAUACACAUAGAGUUUCUUGUGCUAUCUGACAAUGCAUCAGUUUAUUUUUAAAGGUUCAGUGGUUAGUAAGUUAUCUUUUAACAACUAGACUUCUGAUGUAUACCAUUUAUCUUGUUUUUGACUAUUUGUAUAAUGUUUAAUGCCUUAAUUGCCAACUCCAAAAUCAACUUUUAAUUAUCCUAUAUGUUUAUUAUUUUAUCAUUUAUAGUGCAUUCCUAUUGUUUGUUUACAACUUAAUCUUAACUCUGAUGUUAUGUGGCACUUGUAGUUUCAUGUAGUGGCAGAUGGAUUCAAGAUAAGAGGAGAAGAACAAGUUUAUCUAAGGUCAUAUAAGGGAAUGUUCCUCAGCUAGAUUUGACUAAGCAUAUUUAAUAUUUUAACUUGAAAACAUAUCAUUAUAUGCUUACAUUCUUGAAGUGGCACAAUUUUAAAUUUGGUUUCCUAGAAUGCAAAAUGGCUGUAUCAGAUUUAAAUUGUCUAACAUUUAAUUAACGGUAAUUAAAUGUUGACUUUAUUCAAAGAUCAAGUGAAAAAUGAGCAAAAAAAGGAAAAAAUAAGGAGCAAACAAAAUGUAUUUUUAUACUUUAUAUAUUUAAUAAAUAUAUAAUAUUUUACUACUUCUUUUUUCCCUCUAUUGGCUACCUUUUUUUUCACUUGACAUGUAAACAAAGGCCAGUAAAAUGCCAUAUGUACUGCAAAAUAUAAACAUAGUAUUAUAUUAUAAUAUUCUAUUCUGUAUUUAUUUUGAAGCCCACUAAUUGGCCCUUCUUCAUGCUAUUUUUUUCUUUUUUUUUUUUAAAUUCAAUUUCUGUCCAAAUGAAAUUCGGGCAAAAUUUGGGUGUUCUGAAUAAUGUUCUGUUUCUGAAAUAAAUGGUUCAGCCAAGACAAAUGUUCUUGUUGUAAACAAGUCAGCAUCGCAGACCAUUGUGAUGGUUUGUGUGAAAGAAUGCCCCAUCACUUGGUUCGGUAAUACUAGUUUUUUCCCUGUUCGUUUACUCACCUAGUUUGGUUCCCAAAUGAGGACCACCCCAGUAUCUCAUUAGAACAUGGAAUACCAAUUAUCCAGUGCGAAAUCACAACGUAAUCUAUCAAUAAAAUGAUCCCCUGCGUGGCCGCCAUUUCAUGCAAUGGAACGCACGUGGUCAACAGAAUGGAUGGCAGCCAUUUUGUCUCCUGAACGCAGGCAGCAAUACCUGGUCGUCGAGUGCCUGGAACUUAUUUCGGUUAGGCACUCCCGCGAACACUGGUGAAGAUGGAACUGCUGCCCAUUCAAGUUCCGGACCACGUAUACCAAUGGCGUUCAGGAGAUAUGAAUUACCUACUGGGGAGAGAAUUAAACACUUGAAAGCAUUCAGAUAUUUUGUGUGGUUUUCAUAUAGAAAUCCUUGAACUGAGACCGGCCAUUGCCACGAUUUCUGUAGAACUAUUUUGGGCUUCUACCUCGUGGCCGGCCAGUCACAAUUUUACCUUGAUGGCAAUUCCAAACCACCAAACCGAUAUACCGUAUAUACUCGUGUAUAAGUCGAUCUCAUGUAUAAGUCGAGUGCAGUUUGGUGACCAACAAUUGUGAAAUAUGCUGUGCCUCGUGGAUAAGUCGAGGGUAAAACUUGGGGCUAUGAAAUUCUGUGAUUUUUAUAAUUAUAUACACACACACUCAUACAAACAAACACUCUGCAUUAUAUAUACACACACUCAUACAAACAAUCUGCAUUAUAUACACACACACACUCAUACAAACACACACCCUGCAUUAUAUACACACACUCUGUGUAUAUAAUGCAGAGUGUGUAUAUAAUGCAGAGUGUGUGUUUGUGUAGUGUGUGUGAACUAUGUGGGGGGAGGGCAUUUUUAUUAUUUUAAUUUUUUUUAAUUUUAAUAUUAUUAUUUUUUUAUUAUUUAAAAAAAAAAAUUGUCCCCCCUCCCUGAUUGUUAACUGGUGGUCCAGUGGCAUGGGCUGUGAAGUGGGGGGGGCCGGCAGGAAGCAUUUACUUACCUUUCCUGCAGCUCCUGUCAGCUCCCUUCUCCUCCGUUCCGGUCAGCUCCACUGUAAGUCUCGCGGUCUGUUGCCGCGCGGAUCGUUGCCAUGGCUCUGGCGGCUGCGGCUCUCUGAGUUGCCAUAAUACAGACAGUGACUCGAGUAUAUGUCGAGUGGGGGUUUUUAAGCUCAAAAAAUGUGCUGAAAAACUAGACUUAUACUCGAGUAUAUACUGUAAGUGCUUUUUGGAUAUGUUAGGCACUCAGAUCAGGGCUAUCUGGGAAUGUGACUCUCGAGGGGUUUCCAUGUAUUUUGGGGGUACUUUUGGGGUGUGGUAACCAUCCCUUGCCAGCUUAAUACCAAUUUGUCCUCUUAUACGGACUCCUUUCUCUUUGUAGAACAAGUGGUAUAUUCGCUAAACAGUAAUUUGUGGUGAGUUACCUUGCAUCUUGCAAGAUAAUAUAAUAUAUCACAGUUGUUAUGAAUCUAAAACACAAAUUUGUAUAACUUUGUAACUAGGAUUUUUUUUGCCAAUUUAUUUUGUCCUUUCUCCAUAACUCAAUAUUUAGUGAAUAUACCCAAAUGUACAGAAAAAACUACGAGGUUUAACAUUUCAUGUUCCCAAAGCAUUCUGAACCAGGAGUCUUCAUGCAUACUUUGAUUUACAAUAUUGCUUAUUUAAAGAAAUGAUCAGCUUAUUUUGACUAUUUAUUCUAUAUCUUCUCAGUUGCUCAUCAUUCAUUGGAAAAGUAGGAGGUGGCCAGGUGGUGAACCUCGCUGCCGGUAGUUGUAUGUCCAAAGGAACCAUCCAGCACGAACUUGAACAUAAUCUGGGCUUUUUCCAUGAGCACUCUAGGAGUGACCGCGAUGACUAUAUUACUAUAAUGACCGAGUAUAUCUCACCAGGUAUCCAUCAGUUUGUUUUUCUGUCUGUACCUCUGUCUAUUUAUCCUUGUUGUUUCUCUAUCUAUCUAUCUAUCUAUCUGCCUAUUUAUUAUAAUUAAUAUUUUACUCUUACAGGUGACAGGGGUAACUUUAAUAAAUUUCAGACUAAUAACCUGGGUCUGGAAUAUGACUAUGGUUCGGUGAUGCAUUAUCCCCGGUAAGUAUCUUUGUGGUACUUGUUUACAUGUUAGUAAAUAUAGAAAUUGUGCCUUCUGUCAUGCCCCAUGUCAUAUUCUCUGCAUAAUUAUGAUUGGCUGAAGUUAGUGACUUCACAUGUCCAUUAUUAAAUGUCUCCUUCUUGUGUCUCAGAUACGCAUUCUGCAACACAUCAGGACAAGAUACCAUUGUACCAAAACCUAACCCUUCAGUACCAAUUGGACAGAGAGAUGGAGUGAGUCCUCUGGAUGUGUCUAAAAUUAACAGACUCUAUAAAUGUGGUGAGUUAUUAAUGCUCAGUUUUCCCCAUCUUAAAACGCCUAACACUACAAGCUCCAUAAACACUAGAGACAAAUGUAGUGCCCUCGUGUUUCCCUACAGUCAAAAGUCAAGCCAUUUUGACAACUUACCUGGUUCCUGCGGUCCCAGCUUCUGGUCUACUCACUUAGGGGAAUUGUAUUAACUCAACAAAGUUAAGUGGGGUUAUACAGGACUGUGUAGAGUGUUCUGAAGUUGACCAAGAAUAUGACAGAAUGGUGAGAGGAAAUAAGAACAAUGAAUAAGUAAGCUCUAAAACUGGAAAGACAGGAUUCACCCAAUCCUAUAAAUAUUACAGGAACUGUGCUCAUGAGGGCUCAGUCCACUUUCCCAGUAAAUGACAAUAUCCCUGCAUGUUCUGAAGGAGAACGUUGGAUGCAAGGACUGGAGCCACAGGUGCCAGGCAGGACUCAUGUAUGUUGUCAAACCAUACUAAACCUUCUUGACUACAGGGCACUCCAUAAUCACUACAACCACUAAUGUUGUAGGUAUGGUCUAGGGUCUACUCUCUGCCGACCAGGUGGAAAAAGUGGUAAGUGCCCAUUAGAGAGCCCAUACUUUGCUUUAAUGGAGUCCUUAGAACUGUGCAUUUUUCUUUAUAUUCUAUUAUUUGUUAUAAAGGAAGAUGAUUGUCUCUCUCAGUGUGAGCGAGCCAAUAGUCUCUGUUAAUGCAGUAGAAUAAAUAAGUUAUGUCUGUUACUUUCCCAGCAUUGGCAAAGACAAUAGUUAUGUUAGGAGAAUAACUAUGCUGAUUCAACUUCUCUCAGAAGCCAGCCAGUAAACUGUAAUAGGAAAUAUCAUGGAUCUUUUACCUGAUUUCAAAGCAUAAGUAAUUAGACAUGUGCAAUUUGUUUCGGUCUGAAUGUGAAUUCGGACAUUUUGAUGCUUCAGAAUGUCCGAAGUGCCGAAUUGCUGAAGUGCUGAACCGAACCGAAUUUCAGAAGUGCCGAAGUGCUUCGGAUUUCUGAAAAGUAGCAAAACAAGAGAGGGAGGGAAAAUUACAUGAAUGAUGACAGGGUUAGGGUUAGGGUAGGGUAAGGACUAGGGCAGAGUAUAGUGAGGGUAUGGUUAGGGGUAGGGUAGGGUUAGGGGUAGAGGUAGGUUUAGGGUAGUGUUAAGGGUAGGACUAGGGUAGGGUUAGGGUUAGAAGUAGGGUUAGGGAUAGGGUUAGGGAGCCCUACAGAUGUUCCAAAUUCUGAAGUCCCGGAUUGCCAAAGUCCCGAAUUUGGGAAGUACCUAACCGAAGUGCCAACGUUUUAUCUUACCCAAAUUUCCAAACCAAAUUUUUUUGAUCAUGCACAUCCCUAUAAGUAAUAUCAUCAGUAUUGUGGCUCUUUAAUCUCCUUAGUAAAUUGCAUCAAAUGUCAACCAUUUCUAACACUAUUUCUAUCACCAUUUCCAAUUUGUAUUCUUUGUGUUAUGUUCAGAUGUCUGUGCUACAUUGCUCAAUACUAUCAAUGGAACUUUGACUUCGGCCAAUUAUCCCUCUGCAUAUCCCCAAAAUUCCAGCUGUGUUUGGUUAAUACGAACGCGAUCUGGCAAGGUAAGUCAUACAAAAAGUACCUAUCACUAUUCUACAACAAUGGCAAUCUCUCUUCUUUUCAGCUUACAUUACAUGGCCCUUUACCUCAUGUGUAAUGAUACCACAAUUUCAAUGGUGCCAGGUCCUCAUAUCCUCUAGCUCAGUGGUCCCCAGCCCAGUCCUCAUGGACCACCAACAGUCCAGGAUUAUGUAUGUGAUGGGACACCACCACUAAGUGUCAUGCCCACUGAGUAGUCAGAGGUUUGGUUUUAUAUUUUGUUUCCCCAAUGUAUAUUGUGAUGAUUUUCCCUUGUUAAAUGUUUCCCCCUUGUAUUUUGCAAUGUACGGUGUAUUUCACUUUUUGGCCACACAGGGGCGCUCCAGUGCACGAUGCACUGUGCACUGGAUCACCCCUCUAUUCCAUUUAGAAUGUGUGGUUAAAAUGUUCACACCUCGCUAACGAGGUGUGACAACCGCAGACCGCAAGGUAACAAGCAGCGCGUGCUGCCCCUUGGUGGCCGCUGGUUUGUUUGGCGGAAUGCCACUAGGGGGCAGCAUUCGUAUACCAAACCAGCCUGCACACCCUGGCUUCGGUCCCUUGUUUGGGGACCGUCCUACCUGCUCCCAAGGAAGCUGUAAUCACUUGUCCCUUGUGGCAGCCCAAGAGAACGCUCUCUCCGGCGGAUGCCUGAGUGUGGGUAUCCACUGGAGAGACAGAUGCAUGCCAACUGGGAGUCCCCAGGGCUGUAAGUCGGUCUCACGGCUGCAGGGUUCCCACUGGCCGCAUGGAAGUCUGUGUCGACAAAUGAGAGAAGGAACGCCCAUUCAAACUGGGUUCGCGCCAUUCUUCUGGUUGGUCGGCAAGAGUAAAGCACUGAUUGGUCGUCGCAGGGAGCGGGCGACCAAUCGGAGAAGGAGCGCUGGUUCAAAUGGGGUUUUGUGCCCUUUCUUCUGAUUGGGCUGCAGACCCCUCUCCCCCCCCCCCUUUUUUUCCCUUGGCGCUGAUUGGCGCGAACUGCUUUCAUGCCUUUCAGCAGAUUGGUGCAAUCGGUUUUCGCGCCCUUUCCCCUGAUUGGAUGGCAAAACCCCACUCCUCCCCGAACACCAAUUGGUGCAGCCGAGUUUCACGCCCUCCCCUGAACGCUGAAUGGCGCGAUUUGGUUUGCGCCCUUUCAGCUGAUUGGUUGUUGUUGGUUUGGGCACGAAGUUUGAACUUGCUGGACUAAACCAAGCAACACCAUGGAACUAAUUUUGGGGAUGUACAGAGCCUUGAGCCCCAGACCUUCAACGCUGAUAUCUCUGGCUCUGUACAUCAGAUCGCCCCGCUUUUUUCAGGGAUCCCAGACAGGACCCGGGCUAUCUAGCCAUGUAAGUUCUAACCCUGUAACCCCUUCUCUUCCAGGGGUGCCGAGCCCCAAAGUGUAACCCCCCUGAAUGUAAUGUGAUUUAAAGUGUAUCCCUGUGUACUGUUUGGUAUCUCCUACGGCGGGAGAUGGAUAUCUGUAACCCAGCCGCCUCCUGCCUGGGACUAAGGGAAGUGCAUUAUGUGGAAUGCAUAAAAGAAGCAUGUAUUCAAUACAUAGUGUGAAUCAGCCUGGUGAGAAGCCAGUGCUUAAACCUCCAAACUGUGUGACAUCCUGUUAUUGGAGGAAAUGAAGAUUUAACCCCUGUCUGCUGUUCCAGCUUGCAGGGGAUGAAAAAGGAGAAAAGUCCUGGUAAGGACUAAGAGCUCCCAGGGCUGAGUGUCGUCUCUGCUUGGAAACAAGAUACUAGUCGUCCCGCUACAAUGUAUUUCCCCUUUUCAUUCAAAUUGAGAUACUGACAAAACCUGGACUGUUGGUGGUUCAUGAGGACUGGGUUGGGGACCACUGCUCUAGAUGUUCUUCACUCAUUGUAUUUGACAGAAUGUAGUUACAUGUUUUAUUUUGCAAAGAAAGGUGCAGGGAGGCAGCGCCUGUAGUGUUGUUCUCAGAUCCAAAGUAGUAGAUGAAAUAAGCAGAGAGAAUGUAAUAUAGUGUAGUAUGUUAUAAAUUCUGGUAGGAUAUGAAAGAAACAAAUUGCACUUACAAUUUUCUGGAGCUUAUGUUCAUGUAUCCACCGUCUGUGGAUAUGGUGGUGGAUCCUUGUGCUGGUUAGCAGGUGUUGUUCCCAGUGCUCCUAGAUGUUUUACCUCAGUCUGGCAGUCAAAUGUUCUCCGUGUACAGGAGAAGAAAUAAAAACAGAAUAUAGUGCUCUCUGUAUGUAUUAAACGGGAUAAAAUAAAAUAAAAUGAUAUAUACUCACAAAUAGAGAGGAAAUAAAGGUAUUGCUCAAUCCCAAUAGGCUUAGACGGUAUAAUCCCCACCAAGGAUAUCACUGCGUGAGUCCUCUGGAUAAGAACUUCAAAGAUAGGUCUGGAAAGAGGUAUAAAAUUAAGUUUAUUUUGGAGAUAAAAAUUAUAUAAAACCAAGUAUAAUAUAAAAGGAAUUAUAAAACACUAAUACGUAAAACACUAAUGCGUUUCACCCACAACAAAGUGAUAUAAAAUAAAGUAUAUAUAUUCUCUAAAAGUGAAUAAAUAUAAAAACUAUCAUGGUUAUUGACUAAAGUCUGAAUGGCCCUCUCAAUAUAUAAAACUAGUGACUGGGCCCCAUGUAGAUAUGGCAAGGGGCAACUUUUAAUAUUUAUGAGGGACGACCUACUAUACCCCCCCUAGUAUUAAUAUUAAAGGGGAAAUCCGUGUCCCCACCAAUGGGCGACAAGUGGGGGUGAGAAAUUGUCCUGUACUCCCACCUAUUUAUGAAUGUAGGCCUUAACUAAUUAAAAAAACAAGGGGGGUGAUUGUACAGGCCAUAAUUUUAGGGCCUCCACCCAUCUCCCAACUGCCAACUGGGAGUCCCCAGGGCUGUAAGUCGGUCCUCCCUUCUUUAUUAUUAAUACAAGGGCCCCCACCUGCUGAACAUGGAUAAGGCAUGGGGAACCUAUUCUUUACUUACAAUGCCCAUAGGUGGGGGCACAGGUGGGGAACAAAACCCACAUGGAAGGUAAAAUACCUAAUUUAAAGUUAUAAGGGUGUUUUACUGAACCUGAUAGGAUUAUUAUUCCGUUUUUUUAUGUUUAAUAUGGUGGCUGGUUAACAAGCACUAGCCAGCCAUCACACAUUUAACCCUCGCUCUUUUGUGCUUAGUGAAUAAUUCUAUAUAUGAAGAGAAGCUGAAAUAAGAUUUUAAAAUAACAUGAAUCAUACAGUAAAAAACACUGCACAAUAAAGUCCAUUCUUUUUACAGCAUUUUAUCAUUUAAUAUUUAUUCAGGAAAUAUGUAUUACAAUUCAUUCAUUUGAAACCAUAAACCUAACCAGAGAAAAAACAAGUAGCAAGAGAGAUGAGAACGGACAACAGAUCAAUUAGCCUGCCCUUCGGUGGUUCCUCUGAUCUCAAGCUGGUUUUAGCUCAAGGUUGAAACAAUCGCCUGGGGUUACUGUAUCUCUCAUGCAGAGGGAACUUGCUGGCAUUUCGGAUCUGAAUUGCCCAGAUGGGUGGGACCAGUCUGAUAUGCUUCUACUAUUUUAUUAUUUUUUUUGUAUCAAUUAAAGUGUUUAGUACUCCUUUAUUUGGCUUUGUGGUUCCUGCCUGAUUCCACAGAGAACUAUACACAUCUCCUGUGGGGACCAAGCACAAAUAUAUACACAUCUGAUAGAUGUAUCCUGCCUUCAUAGUUUAGAGCAAACUUUUAAAUGCUCAGAAAAUUGUGAGUUUUCCCAAGUCUCACUUUUGUGAUCUAGUGUCUGAAUAUAUUACCCUAUGUUGGUUUUUUGUAUUCACAGAGCCUGGAGAUUAUCUAUACCAUGUGGGAAUUACAUCUAAAUUGCGCAAUCACCUCUUGUUUUUGUUAUGCUUCAGAUAUGUUCUCUCUGUAAUGGCACAAGUUGAGCUAAAACCAGCUUGAGAUCUGAGCAGGGACCCACCGAAGGGCAGGCAAAUUAAGCUGUUGUCCAUUCUCACCUCUAUUACUACUUGUUUUUGUUUGUUUUUUCUCUCCAUAAACCUAACCCAAAUUUUUUUUACAAGGUUAUGCUGCAGUUUAAUGCCUUUGACGUGCAGUCCUCUCCUGGCUGUGUCUCUGACUACAUUAAGAUUUACGAUGGACCCAGUAAGACGUCCCCGUUGUUGCUGGAUAGAUCAUGCGGCUCAGGAGUUGUCCCUCUACUGAUGUCUUCUGCUAGCCAGAUGCUCAUUGAGUUUGUCAGUGAUGGUUCCCUUUCAGCGACAGGAUUUAAAGCUACUUAUACCUCAGGUAGACUGGACAAUGCUACUUGUGUAGACAGGUCCUUUGCUGUACUUCUCCCAUGUCCUAGAACUUUGCUUUAUUACUGUCAUUGGCUCAGUGAACUCAGUGUGAUCAGGGACAGGCAGUAGUCAUGUUACAGGCACCCUAGGUGGAAGAGGAUCCUGUACUUGAUGUCUGUUCUUCAACCAGUGGUCGUGACACUGUCUUUGAAAUCUAGAUUUAAUGGUAAUAUAUAGAGUUUGGCAUAAACCAAAAGUCCAUUAGCAUUCAGGACACCAAAAGUCAAGUAGAUUCAAAUGUAAACAGGUGCUAGACACAGAUACAUUUUAACAAGAAAGUCCAGUGGAAGAACGCUAAGUAAGUUAUUGAGUAGGGAUUGUGCCUGGACACAGCAAACAUGAUCUGCAGAUAUUAAAGCAGAAUCUAUGAGUGUCCAGGAGAAUAAAUGGGGGUACACAGAUUGUGUAGAAUACAGAAAAGCAUGUGGGGUGCACACCUAGACAGAUUAAAAGUCUAGCAAAAUAUAAAGACAGACUGAGUGAUAGAUGACCUGUUGGUAGGAACACAGAUGACACAGUGAAAGACAAUCACCGGUGAAACACCAAGGGAUAAGAAUGAAUCAUAUUGCAAAGGGCUCACUGCUACUGAAGUAGAAUUAAACAACAACUGAAUGUAUUAGAGUCCAAUUUCUGCAAGAUAUAAUUAUCUGAUAAAAAGUAAUACAUGUCCAUAAAAGAGUGUCGCCUUUCUUACUGUUACUAAUAAUUUCCAUUGGACACACAAUAUUCCAUUAGUAUAUUCAUUAACGAUAACAUGGCUCUUUCAAUAAAACAAUUAAAUUCAAAACCAUUUAUACAGCCCUUUAGAGUGACAGUGAAUCUGUUAAGUUUUAUUGUUAAUGGUAUUCGGCGUCAGGGCCAUGUUUAAUAUUGAUUGGACCCUGGGCAAGCAUUUGCUUUGGCCCACUGUGUGCAGUAUUGGCAUUGGAAUGUUGGGAUGUAUGCAUUGCCACAUACACACAAAUGCACACUUACACAAACACUGAGAUACACAGACACACAGGUACACAUGCAGUGGUGUAUUUGAGUGCAGUUUUGUUGGAAUGUUGGGAUGUGUGCAUUGCCACAUGCAUAGAUACACUUACACACACUGACACACACACAAACACCCAUAUAUAUAUAUAUAUACAUAUAUAUAUAUAUAUACACACACACACACACACACACAGGUAUGCAGGUACACACACACACACUGAAACAAAAGUACACAUACAUUGACACAGGUAUACAUUCACACAGAUGACACAAACACAGCUAGAUGCACACAGAUACACAGCCAGAUACACACACUGACACAAACACAGCCAGGUACACACACUGAUUCACACACAGCCAGGUACACACACAGUCAGAUACACACACUGACACACACAGCCAGAUACACACAGCAAGAUACACACACUGACUCAGACACAAGAACACAUACAUAUAUCAAUAUACAUAUUUUAGCCACCCUCCUGUCUCCUUACCUUUUGGGCAGAGGCGGCUCUCUAAUUAGGCGGUUUAGGGGGCCGCCUAAGGCCUCGCGCUGGCUGGGGCCUCGUGGCCGACUAAACCACCUGUGGGCAGUCUGUGUCAGGCCCUCGGUCAGUGACCGAGGACCUGACACCAGGAGGGGGCCCGGCGGCUUGCCUGGUAUGCCGCCGGGUGCGAGGCCCCUCCUGGCUGCCCAGACAGCCACUGCAGACACCGGUCUGCAGCUACGCAGUGAGCAGAGCUGCAGACCAUGUGUCUCGCGAGAAUUGGCCAAUCAGAGCUGUGACGAGACCAAUCUCGCCACAUUGCAUUGGAGAAGCCUGGUUGCUCGCCUGCUGCCUUUGGACUAUGGCCCCCUGUUAAAAGACAUCUUUUUUACCUGCAGAAAAGCUUCAGUCGUGCUUUUCUGCCUGAGUUUCAGUAGAUUUGUUUGAAUGUGUUAUACCCCAGAUGGGAAUCCCAUGGAGCCCAUUCGUAUGAAACUGACUGUAAAGACUUUGGCUCCAUGGUGAUUAAACUGUAUUUGUGUGGUCCGAGCGCCAUUCACUUAAUAAUGUGCGCUCAGACCUGAGCUAUCUGGGGAUAUGUGAAAUGUCUGUGUUUUAUGUAUAAAUGUGACUUUAUGUAUUUUAAAGUGCUUUGUGUCUUUUUGCAACCAUGUGCUUAAUGGAGUCUUGUGUCUAUCCUGGGAGAUAAUUGAAUUACUUAUCUCCAGGAUAGAAGACUCUGAAACUGGUUUGGGCCAGAAAGCCAUGCUUCAUUUAGUCACAAAGGACUUUUUACUAACUUUUGAACCCCUUGUCUGAUUUGUGCCAUUUUUGAAUAUGUUGUUACCCUGAAUGGAUUGAUUGAGAAUAUGUAAUUUUAUGUGAAUGUGAUGUAUGGUUUUGGAGUUAUGAAAGUUGGGUAGAAAGUAUGUUUUAACUGUUUGUAUAAUUGAGUUUCCUCUCAGGAUAAGGGGAGGGAAUAUGUGGGAUGUAACUGUGAUAUGAUUGGUUGUUUUAUCCCUCCCUGUGGGUGGUCCUGUAUUUGAAACACUGUAAUAAAAACCAGGCUGGGUGUGCCAGCACCUGAGACCACUGCUUGACCCUCAACACAGAGCCUUGUCUCGUUCUUGGGGGGAUUCACUGUAUGCUGUUAGAGACUGAUUGCCAGGAGUGUAAGCUGUUCGUCUGCUUUUCCUGUUCGUCUGCUAGCAGCUAUUUGGGAGGUUCCAUUUCGGGAGUUGGAGUGCUAUUUUGUAUCCAGUUCGUGAGUUUUGGUGUUGUGCAGUAGCUGUGCCUGGAUCUCUGGAAAGGGGGCCGAUCGCCUAAACGGUUUUUACCCCUUGUGUGCAAAACGGUCCGUUACAAGAGCAUUGCCGCGGAUUACCACAGCAACGCUCUGACAUCUCGCGAGAUUACAUGGUCUGCAGCUCUGCGGAGCGGCAGACCGGAAGCAGUGGCCACCGGACCAUCAGGGAGCCCACUGGACCAUCAGGGAAGAGAAGGUAAGCUCUCUCACCCCCCCUUUUCACCCUCAGCCUCACUACCCCCUUCAGACUCACCACCCCCUUCACCCUCAGCCUCACUACCCCCCUUCACACUCAGCCUCACUACCCCCCUUCACCCUCAGCCUCACCAUCCCCCCACCCCCCUUCAGCCUCACUACCCCUUCAUCCUCUCCACCACCCCCACACGACCCUCAGCCUCCUCCCUCCUUCAGCCUCACCACCCCCCCACCACCCUCCAGCAUCACCCACUCCCUUCACCCUCAGCCUCACCACCCCCUUCACCCUCAGCCUCACCACCCCCACACCACCCCUCAGCCUCACCACCCCUUCAGCCUCACUGCCGCUUCGGCCUCACCACCCCCCACCCCUUCAUCCUCCUGCCCCCCACCCCCCUCAGCCUCACCACCCCUUCACCCCCUCAGCCUCACCACUCCCUUCACCCCUCAGCUUUCACCCCUUCACCCUCAGCCUCACCACCCCACCACCCUCAGCCUCACCACCCCUUCAGCCUCACUACCCACUUCAGCCUCCUGCCACCACCCCCUUCAUCCUCACCACCCCCACCCCCCUCAGCCUCACCACCCCUUCACCCCUCAGCCUCCACCACCCUCAGCCUCACCACCCCCCACCACCCCUCAGCCUCACCACCCCCCCUUCACCCUCAGCCUCACCACCCCCCACCACCCUCAGCAUCCUGCCCUUUCAGCCUCCACCACCCCACCCCUUCACCCUCACCCCCCUUCACCUUCAAUACCCCCUUCACCUCAGCCUCCACCACCCCUUCAUCCCUCGGCCUCACCCCCUUAGCCUCCCCACCACACUCAGCAUCACCCCACCACCAACCUCAGUAUCACCCCUCAGCAUCGCCCCCCUCAGCAUCCCAGCCCCCCUCACCAUCAACCUCGUCAUCAGCCCCCCCUCUUAAAUCACCCCCUCCUUCUCACAUCACCCCCUCCUUCUCCACAUCACCCCUCAGCUUCUCACAUCACCCCCUCCACUCAUCACCCCACCCAUCACCCCCCCCCUCGUAUCCCCCCCUCUCACAUUACCAUCACCCCCUCUCACCAUCACCUCCCUCUCCCUCUCACCAUCACCCCUCACACCAUCACCCCCUACUCACCAUCACCCGCCUCUCCCUCUCACCAUCACCCCCCUCUUCAAGCAGCUACCCCAUACACAUAGGGUCUCAGACAAAAACGCAAACAUGCUCACAGAGACAUACAUUUAUACACAAGGAUACUCUCUGUCAGACACACUCUCAGGCACAUACACAGGUAAACUGUGCAUCAAUGUGACACUUUUUUGUUAGUGGGGCCUCAUGUUUUAGUUUCGCCUAAGGCCUCAUAAAGUCUAGAGCCGCCUCUGCUUUUGGGUACAGAAGGGUGGCUUCCCUGGGGUCCAGUGGGCCAGGAUGGCCAAGACUGAUAGGAGUCGAGAAACCAGGCUGACCUCACUUCCUCCCUGCAGGCAAAUGACAGAAGUCCGGUCUGAAACAAUCUUAAUUACAUUAGGUGCCGCAACUCACCGGGUUUAGUUGCGGGCAGGGGGCCCGGAGGGGCAGCUGUUUUGGGCCACCUAGUAGUAACUGGGAUCGGGGCAGCUGCCCCGUUUGCCCUGCGUUAAAGUUGGCCCUGUAUAGUGUAAUAUUAUUAAUGAUAUUCACCUAUUGCAUCUGUCUAACUGUAGAGACAGCGAUGUGUACAAACAUUCUGAUAAAUACACAGUUGGUACUAAAAACAGAUUCUGACAGGAACAAGUCACUGAGUGUUUAACUAAUGGUUCUACUUAAACAAUCUAACUAACUUCUUCCAUUUACCCCGCAGUACAAUGUGGAGCCAUUUACUAUGCUUCAGCAGAUAACUUCACCACUCCUAACUUCCCCUACAAUUAUCCUCCAAAUAUGAACUGCAUCUGGAAAAUCAUCGCUCCGGCAGGAUACAAGGUAGAAUGCCUUCCUUUAGUGUUACUCAUUUAUAUUUAAUGAGCUAGAAUAACUCAAUGGAUUGAUUUAGACAGUCUCUUACUCUCUAAUGUGACAGAUGGAAUUCUGGAUGUGCACUGUAUGGAUUGUGGGCCUGAGACAUGAAUGUAAGACUGACCCCUAACCAUGAAUCUAGCUACGGAUGGAGGAGAUAGGUUUCUGGAUAGAUUAUCUGUAUGUCAAUGUGUAUAUGGAGUUAAUAAUAAUUUUUAUAUUUGAAUGAAAAGUAUUAUUCUUUUUAUUAAGGAAAUCUUGAGAAGAGGCAAGUGUUUAUUUUGGAAAUAUUUCAAAUACACUCAAUGUGUUGCUUUAUUUUCCAGAUUCAUAAUUUAAUGUAUUUUCUCCUACAGAUCAUAUUAACAAUAAAUGAUUUUGUCCUGGAGCCUGCAUUGGAAAAUUCCUGCAUUUACGAUAUUCUGUCCAUUUAUAAUGGGCUAGAUACCUCCACAGGACCAUCACAGAUAUUAUGUGGCAUUAUAUCUUCACGAACACUGAUUUCUGUUGGAAAUUCCAUGGCGCUACAAUUCAUUAGUGAUCAAAUUGGCCAGUAUAAAGGCUUCCAGGCUUCAUAUGUUUUUGGUGAGUAUUUUGUCCAACAACCACACCUGAAUGGAGACUUUUUAAAAGGUUUUUUUGUUUUAGUCUCUUGAACUUUUAAUUUGCUAGCAGUGAUUUUAUUUAUUUAUUUUUAAGGAAUUGAAAGAUCUGUUUCCAGCAGUUCCAUUUUACUAUUCACCCUAGAAUUCAUUAUAACAUUGAUUGCUUGGGUGUCAUAUGUAACUGAUUUCAGUAAAUGAGUUCAGAGAUAUUCUCUACACCCUGGUGCCCUGGACCUCUAGGCAGCUGGAAAUAGAGAAGUGGGAGGUGGUUAGGGAGAGAAAAAAAACACAUAACACGUGAUGAUAAUUGAGUGACAGAAUCAAUGAAUUAAUGAGUGAGGGUAUUUCUACAUGAUAGGAGAGUGAGGGAACUGAGGAAACUAUUGAAAAGGUAAAGAAAGGGAAUUCAUAAAAAUGGUAGGAGGUAUGAGAAUCAUGGAUGUGGAAGAGAGAGUUAGAGAAUCAUGGAGUCAAUAGAGAGAGUUAGCAAAUCAUGGAUGCAGUAUGGGAGAGUUGGAGAAUCAUGGAGUCAAUAGAGAGAGUUAGCAAAUCAUGGAUGUAGUAUGGGUGAGUUAGAGAAGCAUGGAGUCAGUAGAGAAAGUUAGCAAAUCAUAGAUGUAGUAUGGGUGAGUUAGAGAAGCAUGGAGUCAGUAGAGAAAGUUAGCAAAUCAUAGAUGUAGUAUGGGUGAGUUAGAGAAGCAUGGAGUCAGUAGAGAGAGUUAGCAAAUCAUGGAUGUAGGAUGGGUGAGUUAGAGAAGCAUGGAGUCAGUAGAGAGAGUUAGCAAAUCAUGGGUGAGUUAGAGAAGCAUGGAGUCAGUAGAGAGAGUUGGCAAAUCAUGGAUGUAGUAUGGGUGACUUAGAGAAGCAUGGAGUCAGUAGAGAGAGUUAGAAAAUCAUGGAUGUAGUAUGUGAGAGUUAGAGAAGCAUGGAGUCAGUAGAGAGAGUUAGCAAAUCAUGGAUGUAGUAUGGGUGACUUAGAGAAGCAUGGAGAGAGUAGAGAAGACAUAGAGAAGCAAGGAGUUUGUAAGGGAGAAAGGAAAUCAAUCAUGAAGAUGGUGGACAUUGACAGAACAAUGCACGCGCAUCAGACCUCCCCAUAGGAAAGCAUUGAAUCAAUACUUUCCUAUGGGAAAAAAUCUGACGCUGGAGGUCCUCAUGCAGAGCGUGAGGGCGUCCAGCAUCAGAUAAUGGACUGUCACGAUUCCGGAAGAACCCCCUGUGGCUGUCUGGUAGACAGUCACUGAGAGCAGACCUAGUGCUGCAAUUAAAACAUUGCAGCUGUUACGGUACCUCCAGUAAUAAAUGCACAAACCGCCGUUUAGUGAAUGCUCCCCGUUCGCAAUAAUGUGGUCUGGUAGCGUAUGCAGUAUAACCAUGCGAACCGCCAGCCAGGAAACACUCCAACCUCCCGAACGGUACCUGUACGGCUCCUUCCCUUCACGAGCUCCAAAUGCACGAAUCGCCAAUAGAAGCCGAACGGCAAUAGUUUCCAAGCGGCAAAUAAUCCCAAUAAGCAGUCUCUAGUCGCCGGUAAUAAAAUCCCCCCAAUAACGAGACCAAGCUCCACUUUGAGGGUAAAACACGAAUUCAGUUUACUGUGGGCUACCUGCCCAUAUUUAUGCAGGUCUCCCACUUGGUGGACACUCCCCUAGGGGACCAAAUGGGAGACUGGAAUAACAGAAGGACAUGGGGACAUUUCAGACAUACAUCCCCACAAUAUUCCCAGCAUGCAACACAGUUUCCUCCCCUCUGCUCGGGAGAUAAUUGAGAAGUAAUUCAAUUAUCUCCCAGAGCAGAGGCAAAUCGCCAUUUUAAAUACAAGUUACAAAACACAUUAAAAUACAUAACUUUAUAACUGUCGAACGUAUUGCAUUCGUAUAACACAUCCCCAGAUAGCCUGGAUCUGAGUGCAUAUUAUAGGCGAAUAGCGCUCAGAUCCCACACACAUAGUUCAAUCGCCAUGGAGUCAAAGUCUAUUACAGUUCUUCGGUAUGCGAUUGACUCCAUGGGAAGGCUAUCUGGGGUAAGUCCAUUCGUGCCUUUAAAUCUCUCGAACGGCCGGUAUUCGUAUACUUUUGUCGAUUGAGAAGGGGAGGUCGACGGCUUCAGCGGUGUUCGGUUGAAAAAGUGUCCAGUUUUUAGUUCCAUGGAAUAACCGUCGAACACUGCUGGGCUUUCGCAUAGUUAAAAUGGCCGCCGCCUCGUGGUCGACAUACGAACGACGACCACCCUGUAUUCGGUUUUAAUUGAGAAGUGUCUGUGGUUAACCGCAACGUUCUAAUUGGGAUCAAUAGGUUAACCAGCAGCACACUUCUCUUCUGGGUGGCCGUCCGUUCGGUAGUUCCGUUCGACAAAAAAAUACAUUCCCUUAAACAAGGCAUACGAAUGGGGAAAUUCAUACAAACGGCAAAACAGACGAACACAGCAAUUCUAGUUCAUACAGAUGGGUCUGUCACAUGGCUCCCCCCUUGUGGAACACUCCGGCGGACCCGGCUUGACCCUUUGGCAGGUCAACUUGAGGAUGACCGGACUGGGAAGGAGUAGGGACGUCUGUUUGCCGGGAUAACCCAUCCGCAUUCCCAUUCUGCUUACAGGGUGAAGUUGUAGGAAGUUGUAGGGCUGCAGUGCCAAACUCCACCUCAGCAGUCUGCCAUUGUCUCCUGAGACCCGGUUAAGCCAGACAAGGGGAUUGUGGUCCGUGAUAAGGGAAAACUCCUGCCCGUACAAAUAAGGGCUCAACUUCUUCAGUGCCCAGACCAGGGCUAAACACUCUUUCUCCACUGCCGCAUAACUCACUUCCUGGGGUAGUAACUUUCUGCUUAGGUAUGCGACAGGGUGCUCUCCUCCAUCUUCCCCGACCUGGCUCAGCACAGCCCCCAGUCCAUACAUGGAAGCAUCUGUAUGGACAAGAAAAUGUUUGUUAGGGACUGGGGCAGCCAGGACAGGGGCAUUCACGAGAGCUUGCUUCAAUGCCUGAAACACGGCUUCACAAGCUGGAGACCACAGGACCUGCUUAGGUAAAUUUUUCUUAGUCAGGUCAGUCAAGGGCUUGGCAACCGUACUGUAGUCGGGGACAAAACGUCGGUAAUACCCUGCCGUCCCCAGGAAGGCCAGCACUUGGGUCUUGGUGAUAGGUGUGGGCCAGUUAGCUACAGCUUCUACCUUGGCUGGCUCUGGUCGCUGGCUCCCACAACCUACCCUGUGACCCAAGUACUGUGGGGAUAUUUAUGGGAUAAUAAUAGUAAACAGUGAGAAUUGCCCACUAAUUCAAUUCUCAGAUCCCAAAGAUCGUUAUCGUGUUAAGUGAAAAGUAUUUCAUAUAAAUAAAAUCACAAUUUGUUAUAAAAAUAGAUUUUAUUUUUUAAUAACCAAUAAUUAACAAUAAUAUUAUGCAACAUGCAUGACAAUAAUCAAUGAGUAUCCAGUAUCAAAUGGUAUGCAAUACAAUGGAAUGGGUAUACACGUUUCAAUGGCUAAACAGCAUUUUCUGUCAAGACUUACACAAUUUAUGAGGUAUCCUUACAGACAUAGAAAGCGAAGCUUUUCACAGCGAAGGGCCAUAAAACCCUGGCUAACAGUUAGAUCAACUGAAUAACCCUUUCAAUGCUGGCUAGAUCUCCUAGGUAAUUAAAAUCUAUUCUUAUGUAAUUUUAAAUAAAAUAACAUUUAAACCAGUUCAUUAGUCAUUUCCUGGAACCAUCCAAUAAGAGAAUCUACCAGAUUUAUAUAAGCAGAAUUUAAUUUGUCUAAAAGAUAUCUUAUCUUAUUUUAGAGCAAAUCAAUACACCUGGAUAAAAACAGCGGUAUGCUAACACGUGAUAAUAUCACAUUAAUAUAUAAUUAUUCUUAAUUCCACCUGCAGAAUGGAAUGUUUCUAACUAUAUAUUCUUUAAUUAACUAAGAUUUCUUAAUAUGGAAAUCUGACCGUGAUUUAUCCAGUCAUAUAUCAUGCUAUUAGUAAAUUUUAAUUAAUUUAAUUAAUUAAAUGAAACCAGUAUAAUUACCAGUUGAGUAGAUAUUUCAUCCGAUUGGUAGUCUCGGGAACUUGUUUGGAUGUCUCUCUGCAUUGAGGUGCGUGGGUAAUAGUGAAAAGUAGUGUUGGUUAGAAAGUGUCAAAGAGUUUGUGAGUUGAGUGUUAGUCUCAGAUGUUGUCCUGGGUUUCUCUGCAUGUCCGAGUUGGAGUCCCCAAAAUUCCAAUUCCUCCCUCUCUUUUUCCUUUCCCAACCCCCUGUCUUCCCUUUGUCCUAACUUUUAAAGGGCCAGACUCUCUGUAGGUCAUUAGUUGAUAACCCAAUAGCAACACUAGAGGUGUGCUUACCUCCCAGAUCGCAAUUUAGUAUUUGUUCUAUGGAGGGCAGUCUUGUCCCACUAAACAUACCUAUCUAGGAAAGAGUUAACUUUUCUUGGUGGCUAUUUUGACGUCAUUAGUAGCCAUAACUUACGUUUUCUUUCACUUCAAAGGGUUUUCUCUUAGUUUUGUCCAGACUUAGUGUCCGCAAUUCCUGCUAUAAUUUCUGAUAUGACAGUUCGUAAACUAAGUUUCACCUCUUCCGUUCAAUGGUACCUUAUAAAAUUUAGAAAGUAAAAUUAAAUUAUUUAAUCUUCUCUGUCACAAAUGUCUGGGUUUAGAAUUGAUUAUAUUCCAUUAGCAUUUAGACAGUCUGUCCAACCCCCGUUCUCCUUAUCACUUGGUUUGUAUAUACUAUGCAUUCCUUUAACUCUGGGAAAGUGGUUAGUUUUACAGAUAGAAAUCUUGUGUCUUUUGUUAGCUUGGAAAUAACAAAAUGGAGUCUGCUCUGUUCAAAAGUGACUCAGCAUAUACACUUUUAAUUUCUAUCAUAGCACAAGAUGUCUGCCGAUAUAAAUAUCCUGACAAUACUGCACUUCUGCCAUGCCUAACUGGCACUUGUCUGGCUUCAAGGUCAGGCCAGCGGCCCGAAUCUUGUCCAGCACCACCCCCACGUGUACUAGGUGUUCUUCCCAGGACUCACUGUAGACCGCAAUGUCAUCCAGGUAUGCACAUGCAAAUUCCUGGAAGCCAUCGAGGAGCCUAUCCACCAUACGCUGGAAGGUAGCCGGAGCAUUCUUCAUCCCAAAUGGCAUGACCUUAAACUGGUACAGACCAAAUGGGGUGACGAAUGCCGACUUAGGGAUAGCAUCCUCGGCCAGGGGGAUCUGCCAAUAACCUUUGCACAGGUCAAUGGUGGUCAGAUAGCGCCCCCUGGCAAUGCGGUCUAAUAACUCGUCUACCCGGGGCAUCGGGUAGGCGUCAGUGAUGGUCCGCUCGUUGAGCCACUUGUAGUCCACACAGAACCGGGUGGUCCCAUCUUUCUUAGGCACCAGGACUACAGGCGAGGCCCAAGGGCUGUCUGAGUGCUCGAUAACCCCCAGCCUGGUCAUCUCCUGUAUCUCCUUCCGCAUUCCUUCUCGGACUGCUUCAGGGAUACGGUAUGGGGGUUGUCGUACGGGGUUCUGUCCGGGUGUCUCGACCUUGUGCACAGCAAGGGUAGUGUACCCAGGUUGUUGGGAGAACGUCGCCUGCUUCUCCCACAGAAGCUGUCUCGUCUGUACCUUCUCUGCAGGGUUCAACCGGUCCCCUAGCUGUACAAGACUAGUAAGGUCAGUCUGGGGAUCCUUCUCUAAUAAGUCAGGUAAGGGUAAAUUCUCGGGGUCAUCAGUAGCUGGGGCACAUACUGCCGCAACGUCCUCUGGUCUCUCCUGAUACUCCUUCAGCAUGUUCACAUGAAAGGAUCGCUGAAUCCUUUCAUCUGCACAGCUGGCUAUAAGAUAGGUAGUAUCACAUACCUGAGCUAACACUUUAUACGGGCCCUGCCAAGAUGCUUGCAUCUUGUUCGUCUUCACAGGCUUGAGCACCAGAACUUUCUGCCCUACCUGGAAGACCCGCUGUCGGGCACCCCGAUUACCACCUCUUCUGUCUCCCCUGGGCCACCUGGAGAUUCUCCCUUACCAUCAGGGAUAGUUUCUCCAUGCGGUCCCGGAGUUCCAGGACAUAUGGUACUAUGGGGGUCCCUUCUUGCUCUGUCUCCCCCUCCCAGUGUCCUCUAAUGAGAUCUAGGGGUCCGCGGACCCUCCUCCCAUAGAGUAACUCAAAGGAGGAGAACCCAGUAGAUUCCUGGGGCACCUCUCUGUAUGCAAAUAGCAGAUGAGGCAGGAAUCGCUCCCAGUCUCUGCAAGUGUCAGUAAAGGUCCUCAACAUCUGUUUGAGGGUACCAUUAAAUCGCUCACAGAGACCGUUAGUCUGUGGGUGAUAAGGUGAGCUAAGCAGCGGUUUAAUGCUGCACACCUUCCACAGCUGCUGGGUAAGCACAGCGGUGAACUGAGUUCCCUGAUCGGAGAGGAUCUCCUGAGGGAACCCGACCCUAGUGAAAAUUUUAACCAGGGCAUCAGCAACCAUCUCUGCCUCUAUGUUAGACAGCGCUACUGCCUCUGGAUAACGUGUGGCAUAGUCCCCCAUGGUAAGAAUAUAUUUCUUACCUGAUGGACUAGCCCUGGCCAGUGGACCCACAAUGUCAACGGCUAUGCGGGAAAAGGGUUCUCCAAUGAUAGGCAUCGACUGAAGCCUAGCCUUUGGGUGAUCCCCCCGUUUACCUAUCCAUUGACAUGUGUCACACGUGCUACAAUAAACCCGCACAUCUCGGUUAAAAUUAGGCCAGAAAAAGUUUUGGGUGAUUCUGUGAGCUGUGCGGCGGGAACCUAGAUGGCCUGCUAACAGCACAUCAUGCCCAAUCCGCAGAAUCUCCUGCCGGUAUUUUGCAGGUACCACUAGCUGUUUAUUCUGCGGAGGGGUACUCGGUUUCUGAGACGGUUUCAGGAUCCUGUACAGCCUAUCCCCCACCCACUCGUAAUGCUACCCAUCUACCCCUUCUCCCCCAGAAUCGGCACUGGCCCUGUACUUUGCUAACGUCGGGUCUUCCCUAGUUUCCUUCCCAUACAUCUCUGGGGUAUCCCAGCCUAAAGGGGCCUGGUCUAAGGUACAAGUCGGGGUAGAGAGUCUUACCUGGGUCUCAGCAGCAGGUGGGCCGGUCUCGGCGGCACGGGUCUGGGCACGGGUCGUGACAGCGUCCACUUCAGCGGGACCCAUGGGAGCGAAGGCUGAAACAAGGGGCGCCAAGUCAUUGCCAAGGAGGACAUCUGCUGGUAAGUCCUUCAUGACCCCACAUUCACAUGUCUAGCGCCCACUCCCCAAUCCAAAUGUACCCGGGCAACUGGUAGAUGAAACACGGCACCCCCGGCUACUCGCACUGUGACCGUGUCUCCGGUAUGUUGGGCUUCGGAUACCAGGUGCUUCUGAAGCAAAGUCAUGGUUGCACCGGUAUCCCGUAGACCACUGACCUCCUUCCCAUUGACCUUUACUUCAUUGCUGGUGGUGCUGUCUGUUGUCCCGGUGGGCAGCUUGAACAGGGUCUGCCUCAUGCAGGAUGCCCCAGCACUCCUCUUCCUCUACACAGUGAGCAGCGGGGAGAGCUGGUCGUGGAUUGCCCCUGGCUGGUCUCCUCCAGGACUGGUUCUGGUUGGCAUGUUCAUUGGGCACUCCGGUCGCUUGUGCCCUGGCUGUUUGCAGAGGUAGCACCUAAUGGGUUGUGAGUAAUCCCGUGAGUUAAACCAGGGUGGCUGUUGGUACUGGGCAGACGGAGGGGGUGCUGACGGCCGAUUCAUGGGAGGCUGGUAGAUGUUAGCUGCUGGUGGUGCUGCUGGUCGGUAUUCCACUCUGGCGGGAGCCUUACUGAUGGAACUGUCCAGUUUGCGGGCAUCCGUAUACUCGUCCGCCAGGCGAGCUACUUCAUGUAGAGUGGAGGGUUUACGGAUCCUUACCCACUCUCUGACCCCUGGUGGUUUAUCGAAGCAAUGCUCUAAUAGAAACAUCUGCAGCACCUCUUCUCCGGAGACAGCCUGGCACCCUGCCAUCCAGUGGGCAGCUGUGCGGUGCACUUUACAUGCCCAUUCAACGUAAGAGUCCCCAGCUGUUUUAACGGUGUCUCUGAACCUCCGGUGUAACGGCAUACCGGGAGAGUAAAGCUUCCCUGACGGCCCCAUAAUCCCCGAUCUCCUCAUCAGGAAUGGCCCGAAAAGCCUUGCUGGCCCGGCCGGAUAACUUGCCAGACAAUAUAGUGACCCAGUCUUCCUUGAGUACCUUGUGCAGGGCACAUUGCCGCUCAAAAUCAGCAAGGUACCCAUCAAUCUCUCCUUCUGUCUCACUGAAGGCUUUAAAUGCAGUAAACGGCACUUUCUUUCUUUCCCCCGGGUUUGCUGUGACUGGGGCUGCUGCAGCACCGCUUUGGCGUAGCAGGUUGGCCUCCACAGCGGCCAUGACCCGGUCGAUGAUCUCUGCAGAUGGGUUGGGACCAUAAUGUGCCAGCCUGAUUCUUACCGCCCAGUCAAAGCUUGUCUCCUCGGGGGUUCUGUCAGCUGUGCUGGGUCCAUUGGUUCCCUCUGCCGCUGGUACUCCAUCCAUUUCCAGCAAUAGUGCAAUAAUGUCCCUCUUCCUGAGGUUAUUGGCUGGUCCGCCUCUUUGUUCUAAUAAAUCCUUUAGGGUAGCUCUUCUCAGGUUUUGGUAUUUUAAUUCCAUUUAAUCCUGGUUGUAGUGGUCUCUCUGGGAGCUGAGGAUCAUCCCGUCACUUGCCACCAGUUGUUACGGUACCUCCAGUAAUAAAUGCACAAACUGCCAUUUAGUGAAUGCUCCCCGUUCGCAAUAAUGUGGUCUGGUAGCGUAUGCAGUAUAACCAUGCGAACCGCCAGCCAGGAAACACUCCAACCUCCCGAACGGUACCUGUACGGCUCCUUCCCUUCACGAGCUCCAAAUGCACGAAUCGCCAAUAGCAGCCGAACGCAAUAGUUUCCAAGCGGCAAAUAAUCCCAAUAAGCAGUCUCUAGUCGCCGGUAGUAAAAUCCCCCCAAUAACGAGACCAAGCUCCGCUUUGACGGUAAAGCACGAACUCAUUUUACUGUGGGCUACCUGCCCGUAUUUAUGCAGGUCUCCCACUUGGUGGACACUCCCCUAGGGGACCAAAUGGGAGACUGGAAUAACAGAAGGACAUGGGGACAUUUCAGACAUACAUCCCCACAAUAUUCCCAGCAUGCAACACAGUUUCUUCCCCUCUGCUCGGGAGAUAAUUGAGAAGUAAUUCAAUUAUCUCCCAGAGCAGAGGCAAAUCACCAUUUUAAAUACAAGUUACAAAACACAUUAAAAUACAUAACUUUAUAACUGUCGAACGUAUUGCAUUCGUAUACCACAUCCCCAGAUAGCCUGGAUCUGAGUGCAUAUUAUAGGCGAGUAGCGCUCAGAUCCCACACACAUAGUUCAAUUGCCAUGGAGUCAAAGUCUAUUACAGUUCUUCGGUAUGCGAUUGACUCCAUGGGAAGGCUAUCUGGGGUUCAUGCCUUUAAAUCUCUCGAACGGCCGGUAUUCGUAUACUUUUGUCGAUUGAGAAGGGGAGGUCGACGGCUUCAGCGGUGUUCGGUUGAAAAAGUGUCCAUUUAUAGUUCCAUGGAAUAACCGUCUAACACUGCUGGGCUUUCGCAUAGUUAAAAUGGCCGCCGCCUCGUGGUCGACAUACGAACGACGACCACCCUGUAUUCGGUUUUAAUUGAGAAGUGUCUGUGGUUAACCGCAACGUUCUAAUUGGGAUCAAUAGGUUAACCAGCAGCACACUUCUCUUCUGGGUGGCUGUCCGUUCGGUAGUUCCGUUCGACAAAAAAAUACAUUCCCUUAAACAAGGCAUACAAAUGGAGAAAUUCAUACAAACGGCAAAACAGACGAACACAGCAAUUCUAGUUCAUAAAGAUGGGUCUGUCACAGCAGCACUAGGUGCAAAAGAGACACUGCAUUCAGACCACUUCAAUGAGCUGAAAUGGUCUGGGUGCCUACAGUACUUUUUUGAGGUUUCAUAGAAAGAAAAUAAAUUGUUAUAUAACUAUAAAAUUGGUUGAAAGCAGAAAUGUCCCCUCUUUAAAAUGUAACAUUUCUCCAUUACAGAUAUUAAGCUCUGACUGUAUCUGUCUUCAGUUAAACAGAAUGAGACACUAAGAAUAUUUCUGAGUCUGAUUGAUUUAAUGCCCAAACUUUCUCUGUGUAUCCUUGUUUCAUGUAUUUCAGUGCCGCUAUCUUAAAGGAAGCUGGGACAGAAGAAACAUUCUGAUAACAUGUGGUGUAUUUGUUUCUUGAUUUAAGGAGAUAUCGAACUUCUGGGGUAAAGAAGGAAUAUUUUCCUAGUUUGUUGUGAAAUUGGAUGUGCUUCAAACUGGGGUUUUUGCAAACAAAUGUGAGAAAGGUUGUACUUGAUGGAUGAGUGUCUGUUUUCAGAUAUGUAACUGUGCAACUAUGUAAACUAUGUAACUAUGUAAACUAUGUAACUAUAUAAGAAUAAUAUUGUACCAGCUUGAAGAGGAACCAAACUGUCUUGAAUUCUGUUUACUGUAGUUUAAUCAAAUGAAAACGUAAUUAUGUGUUGCAUUUAAUAUGAUUUAUCAAUGUAUUGUUAAUUAUCCCAACACUAAAAUAAAAACUGUCUUUCAAACUUGAUUAUGUUUAAUUUACACAAGAAACCAUUAAAUGGGGACUGCCACAUGCCAGGAUUUUUAGCAUAUUGCAUCUUACACCUAAAUUGAUUAAAUGUGCAUUUGUUCGAAACUCCAUAGUUACAUUGAAUGUAUUUUCAUAGAUCGUAUGCACACAAUGCUAUUUCUUGGUCACGAUUUAGUAGAUAAUGCCCAUAAGCAUUAACUCAUAUACGCGCUUUAACUAUUUCAUGCUCAUGAUGUACUAACUCACACGCAUGAGCUGGGCUCCAACAUGGUAUCAGAGUCGUGUGGUUCCUAUAAUUAUGUCAUGCAUGGUCAUGUAUGGCCAUAUUUUUAGCUCUUUCCAUACAUAAUUACAAUAAUUUGAAGCUAUAUUUUGCGAUGCAGGGUCAUUUUUUAUGUGUUUUAACAAUAAGCUUAUAUUACAAGUUUAUUGAGGGGCUGAGAUAAGAAAAUAAAAAAAAAUGUGUGCUAAUUAUCAAAAAACAACAAGUUUUUGUGAUAAUUAACAAGGUACGUAUUGUGUGUUAUUCCUGGUUAUUUAUUAAUUACUCCUGAGGAAGUCAAUGAAUGUGGUGAUACACGUUGAGGUUGGAGUAUUGAACACUAGAGGACAUAAUAACCAACUUGGAAGUGAAGUAGCUAAAGAACUGGUGGACUGUGUGUGUUUUAUAUUACAAGAGUUUGAUUUGCACUUGAUUUUAUCAGAGCUUUUUCAUCUGUGAGUGAAGUUUUUAGCCUAUGGAAUAAAAAAAUAUCUGUUUGACCAUGUUUUUCUCUUAAUUGGGCUUAUACAUUACAAGCAGCUGUAAUAUCUUCUUGCUUAGCUCUCUCGCCAACUCUAUUAACCACCUGCCCACCCACCUACCAGCCCCAACAAGCCCAGCAGCUCGACCAGCCCCAGCAGUCACACUGGACCCCAGGAAAAAAAAUCUACUCCAAAGGUAGGGAGGCUUGCUGGACUUAAAUUAAAAGAAAUAUAAUAAUUUGUGAAUGUAUGGGAAGAUGUGUGUGAGUGUGUCAGUCUCAGUGUGUAUCUGUUACUGAAUGUGUACCUGUCAGUGUGUGUGUCUGUCAGUAAGUGUGAGUGUGUGUCUGUCAGUGAUUUUGUGUCUGUCACUGAGUGUUGGUGUGUAUUUGUCAGUGAAUGAGUGUGUAUGUGUGUCUGUGAGUGUGUGUCUGUCAGUGGAUGUGUGUGUGUGUCUGUCUGUCAGUGAGUGUGUCUGUCAAUGUGUAAAAUCAGUGAUGAUGUGUGUGUCCUUGAGUGUGUGUCAGUGUGUCUCUGUCAAUGAGUGUAAGUCAGUGUAUUUGUAUCUGGAAGUGUGUGCCAGUCAGUGAGUGUGUGUGUCAAUGUAUAUCUGUCAGUGAAAGUGUGUGUUUGUUAAACAGUGUGUGUGCCAAAUAUGACUGAUUAUCUGUUACUGAGUGUAUGUUAGUGUAUGUCUCAGUGAGGGUGUUUCUGCCAUUUAAAGUGAGUGUUGGUCUUAAACAGUGAGGGAUGUAGGCAAAUUUAGAUUAGGGGAGUGUCUGACCUUAGUCAUGCCUAGCUUAGCACAAAACCAAAAUAUUCCACUGGUUACAAGAUAGAUGUUUCUCUGGGUCUUCCUAUCCUAUAAUUUCCAUACUUACAUCUCACAAGUGUAUUUUGAUUUUGGUGUUGGACAUAGGAGAGAAGUAUAUUUUAGGGAGUGCAGCAAAUACAAUAAUUGAGAAAAGUGGAUGAAAAUACUUUUCUUCAGUUUCCACUUUAUUAUUAUUACUGAUUAUUCAGUCUGAAUGUCUUUGGUCCACAUUAACAAAAUACUCCAGUACCAUGUAAUGGGGUUCUAACUGCAGAAUCUGGAUAAUGACUGAAUGAUCAAUGAGUUAAAAAUGUCUCAAUUUUGUCAAUCAGCAUCUGAACAUACAUCAAUAACCACCAGAAUUCAGCCUCUUCGUAUUCUGCCAGACAACUGAAAUAUGGACCCAGAUACUGAAAAAUCUAGAUUAUUUGCUGACAAUCCUAACAGCCAGCAGACAUUAAGUUAAAAAAUCAUUAGCAGUUAGGGGGACGUGGCCUGGAUGUCGACCUUCAUGGCUGCUUGAUUUUAGUGCUCCCUCCGACCCGCACUCAAUAUAGCACUUAUCUUAAGCAUCAAGACCCGAUAUCAAAUUUGUACCACCCCCUAUGUCAGCCACAGGCUUGGGAGCAAAGCAGCCAUUCAAAAUAAAGGUGACAGGAGCGGUUCCAGCACCUCUGUGAUGGAUCUCUUUACAGUCUCCCGCGCGGUUUCGGACUCACAACAUGGCAAUCGUGCCAGUCCGCAUGGCUCCCAACCCCGGCAUCCACAAGGUAAUGCGAGGCACCCGCUGUUCACUCAGACAAACUGUUGAAGGUAAGGAGCUAUCACCUGUUCCUCUAAGGAAGUCAGGGCCGAAAUCCAAGCCUUAGGGGCCCACACCUUAGACCUCGAGCAACUGGUAGAGAUGCCAGCAAAGGCCCCAAACUCCCUAGUUACCCACUCUGAAACACUGACAUAACAAAUAAAUAACCUGGAGAUGCAGAUGGAAGACCUCCCCAACAUAUCAAGGCAAAAUAACCUGCGUGGCCUCCCUGAAAUGCCUAACGAUGGCCCACUUGCAGAGAAAAUGGAGGAUUACUUCAAACACCUAAUCAACGAUCCCCGAAGAGAAGUGGGUGAUCGACCAGGCCCACAGAGCACUACAAGCCAGAAGAGUGGAGGGAGCGGUACCUCAUGACAUCAUCAUCCGCUUCUCACACUACUCCACCAAGGAAGCCAUAGUACGCUACAGCUGGGACAAUACCUUGCAAUAUGACUAUGACGCAACGAAGGAAGGAGUGGAGGCCUCUGACAGAAUUACUCCAGAGACACAGGACCCGCUACACCUGGGCACACCUGGGACACUCCUUCAAUAUUGUCACCUUCCAAAAUGGAUGAACGCUCACUAUACUACUGGAACAAUUUCUACGGCAUUCCUCCAGAGUCUUAACAUCGACCCACCACCGGACUUCCACAUGCCCUGCAACCACUGAUCCGCUACCCAGUGACUGGCAGAGGGUCUCCAGUGCAGUUACACACCUGAAGUGGUAAUGGAGAGCAAACAACUUACCUACCAUGGAGGAAGCACCCCUCUCCUUCCAACUGGGACCGUAUGCCUGAGUUAUGCUAAGUACCUAGGCAAGGGACAUAACGGGGAGGAUGGGGGUAGGGAGGGCAGGACUCAGGGGGAACCACCAUGUUACACAGGGGUGGUUCACCUGCAAUGUUACACCACAUGGGAUUGUCCCCUAUGGAGUUUGGAGGGAAGCACAGGUUACCCGGCACCCUAUAUACACCCCACUAAUAACGCGAUUAUGACGGCCACCCGAUAAUUAGUUGGGACACACAACAGCAUACUGGCAUGCCACCGAUUCACCCCUCUGCCCUAAUCAGGGAGACUCAUAAUGCAACACUCGUGCACGCCCCCACCUUGACAUGGUGCUGAAAAUAGUAUCUUUAAUGUAAAGGGGUUGAUCUCCCCCAAUUAACAGAGACUGCUCCUGCGGGACCUUAGGGCAAAAGGGGCAGACGUUGCCCUGGUACAGGAGACACACAUCCCCAGGUCGGCCAAGAUUAGGUUAACGGAUAGGCAUUAUACUGGAGUUUACGAAGCCCGGAUGCAGCACAAACGAACAGGAGUUGCCAUUCUAGUACACAAACAUUGCCCCCUCACUGUGACGGGCACUGAUGUGGAUCCGGAGGGAUGAUACGUAACCAUAUCAGGCACGUUCAUAACUCCAAAUUACAAAUUAUCAACGUCUAUGCCCCAAACAGGCCGGACCCCCGGUAUUGGGACACGCUCGCAACAUUGAUAAGCUCUGGAGGGGGAGGCAUACAGGUGGUUGGGGGAGAUUUUAAUGCAGUACUGUGUCCGUUGGUCGACAGAAGCGCGAAGCCAGGAGUCAUAAGGUCCCACAUUAGAUAGUAGGGAUAGGCAUAAGGCUAUCCUAACUAUAAGAUAAGACCAGGGACUAAUGAAACUAUUUAGAAAAUUGGGCAGACUAGAUGCGCCAAAUGAUUCUUAUCUGCCAUCACAUUGUUAUGGGCAAAUGCAAAUAUUACAAGUUUUAGAAUGAAAUGUAUUUCUUAAACUGUGUACUUUGUCUUUAAGAGAUAUUGCAAAUUGACAAGGUGUUAGAAAUGGAACUCUGGCGGAACCAACCUCGCCACUAUGCACUGGAGAAGCCUGGUUGCCAGCCUCCUGCCAUGUGACUAUGGCCCCUGGGAUGUAUUGCCCUUUAAAGACAUGAUUUGGGCAUAAUGGAUUUGUGUUGUGCUGCUGGCCCUUUUAAGAACCAUCUGGGGACAUACUGUGGAGUUACUGGGUGGCCACCAUUUCCUGUAUCAGAAGCACAUGGUGAGAACAAUGGAUGGCGGCCAUUUUAACUCCCAGACACUGUUUGGACUUUUCAACACGGUGCCAUCUCGCCAGUAUUUGUUGCACAGAGACAUCGUGCGGUGGUUUUGGACUAUACAGCAGGGGACACAUUAUACAGUGAUUGUUUUUUAUUUAGCCUGUAUAUGUUCUGCAGAAUCUGCAUUAAACUGUAUUUUCCAAAGUACUGAACGGAUCUGGGUGAAUUUUGGAUAUGUGGUUCACCCAGAUCCCCCAGUUCCAAGGAUAUACUUUUUAUGGGGUUAUUGCAUGUUUUGGGGUCCCUGUGAUGUGUUUUAUUAAACUGUAUUUCUCUGGCUGUGAUAAUUAGAUUACCCAUUGUGUUCAGUAAUCAUAUCACAGCCAGAGGGGAGGAUUUUGUGUGGGAGUGUCUGGGUGUAUUGUAUGGAUUGAUUGGCUGUUUUGUAACGCCCUGUGGGCAGGGACGUAUUAGCCGCGAGGCAAACAAGGCAUUUGCCUUGGGCGGCAUUUUUCAGGGGGCGGCAAAAAACGCCGCCCCCCAAAUGCCCAGGGCAGAUGCCUUGUUAGCCUUGCGGCUAACUGACAUCCCGGGCGGCCGGCGAGGGAGCACUUCCCAUGAGCUGACUGCUCAGCUCCCUCGCGCACCGCAAAGUGAGGCUGGGAGCCGGAAGAUGACGUCAUCUUCCGGUUCCCAGCCUCACUCUGCAGCCGACGCGCGAGGGAGCUGAGCAGUCAGCUCAUGGGAAGUGCUCCCUCGCCGGCCGCCCGCCUGCCAGCGCCGCCCGCCCUGCAGCCACUGGACCACCAGGGAGAGAGACCCCCCCCCCCAGCACUCCCAAAGGUAAGGAGGUUGGGGGGGGAUUUAAAUUAAAAAAAAUGUUAAUGUGUGUGUGUGUUUGUGUCUGACUGUGUGUGUUUGUGAGUGUGUGUGUGUGUGUGUGUUUGUGUCUGUGUUUGUGUCUGUGUAUGUGUCUGACUGUGUGUGUGUGUGUUUGUGUCUGACUGUGUUUGUGUCUGUGUAUGUGUCUGACUGUGUGUGUGUGUGUGUGUUUGUGUCUGACUGUGUGUGUGUAUGUGACUGUGUGUGUCUGACUGUGUGUGUGUGUGUGUUUGUGUCUGACUGUGUGUGUGUAUGUGACUGUGUGUGUCUGUGUGUGUUUGUGUGUGUGUUUGUGUCUGACUGUGUGUGUCUGACUGUGUGUGUGUGUUUGUGUCCGACUGUGUCUGUGUCUGACUGUGUGUGUGUGUGUUUGUGUAUGUGUCUGACUGUGUGUGUGUGUAUUUAGAAGGUGGGGCUGGGGAAAGGCUGGGUGGGGUGGCGCUGGGGAGGGGCGCCUGAGUUUUGUCCUGCCUAGGGCAGCACAAAACCAGGAUACACCACUGCCUGUGGGCUGUACUAUGUUUGUGGAUUGGGAAUAAAAGAGACUGUAUGUGACAGUACAGGGAGUUCCUGUUUUAACCCUCAAAGUGAAGUGUCGUCUCAUUAUUGGGGAAGGAUUUAUUGUAUGCUGUUCCAGUUUGACUGCUAGGAGAGUAAACCUAUUCGUAUGGUUCCUAUUCAACUGUCUACAGCAUUCUUAUGCUUGAGAGAAGGUAUACGCUUCUCUGGUUCGGUGAUUGUGGUGUCUGCUGCAGUGCUUGGAGUCCUCAGGAAGCGCUAGGAGCAUCUUUCAACGGAGGUACCCAGUCGGGUGCCAGGUGAUCCGUUACAGGAACAUAUUGUUUUUCAUAGAUGUUUCUUUAAGCAAUAACCUCAGUGCAUAAUAUGUUUGCGCCAUUUUGUCCCAGACGAAUUACAAUAACAAUAAUGCAUAAACAAGCUUCAAGGCUAUACUUUCUUUCAGUACACAAUAUACUGUUGUAAGCCCAAGUUAAUGGAACUUCCCCAAAUCCAGGAAUCUCCCAUCUCUGCACUUACGACUUAGUAUAAACAACAGUUAAUGCUUCCAAGACAAUCCUUAUUUUAUAUUGUAUUCCCAAUUAUUUUUAUAUGUUAAAUAGAGGAUAACUUACUAACUAUAUAAAAUUAUGGCUAAGAUAUCUGUAUAGUUAGCCCUACUAAGUUCUAUGCUUUAAGACAUUAUAGUGGUAAAUAAGGGAACUACCUGCGGUUACAAUAUUCUAUGUUUCUAUGUUUCUAGAGAGGUGCAGGACAAACAUUUUCACACGUUCCUAGCCAAUACACGCCUCCUAGAUGGGUGGUGCAUCCAGCAUCCAGACACUCGUGAUUUCACAUUUUACUCUGCGCCACACUGCACAUAUUGCAGAAUUGAUAAUAUUCUCCUAAAUGGGUCGGGGAUGGCCAAACUCGCUAAAUCAGACAUACACAACUUAACAUGGUCAGACCAUGCAGACAUCAAGGUUACCUUAGACAAACUUAAGUAUUCCUCGAAUUGGACAUGGAAACUAAAUACUAGCCUGUUACAAUACAACGACAUCCGCCAAGCAGUUAGCGACACUAUCCUAGACUACUUAACACACAACACAUCUGCGGAAGUCAACCCGGUGGCAGUGUGGGCGGCACACAAAUCGGUCCUGAGGGGACACUUCAUUAAAGUAGCCACACACAAAAAAAAAAACACACAUCACAACUCAUGA
Molecule: messenger RNA, 36940 nt
Organism: Pelobates cultripes (western spadefoot toad)
Lineage: Eukaryota; Metazoa; Chordata; Amphibia; Anura; Pelobatidae
Source: the annotation of a GenBank genome assembly